Messenger RNA from Juglans microcarpa x Juglans regia, 1215 nucleotides. RefSeq names its product 14-3-3-like protein GF14 iota. Gene Ontology annotation, biological process: signal transduction. The coding region runs from base 228 to 932 and encodes 234 amino acids. The transcript is spliced from 7 exons. The record is from RefSeq and is a predicted model, not a curated record. Gene Ontology annotation, cellular component: cytoplasm. NCBI's taxonomy places the organism in Eukaryota, Viridiplantae, Streptophyta, Magnoliopsida, Fagales, Juglandaceae.
UUGACUCUCAUUUUCCCUGAGCCGAAAUCUCCGCUGCUUCUCGCUUUCUGCUUUCUUUGCUGUCAUCUCGCUUUGAUCUCUCUCCGAGAAGAGCAAAAAUGUCUACGGAAAAGGAGAGAGAGACCCAGGUUUAUUUGGCCAAGCUCGCCGAACAGGCCGAGCGUUAUGAAGUUACAUUACAGGAGUGAUCUCUGUCUGAAAUUUCAUAUUUGGAUGAUGGCACAGAAAUGGUCGAGUGUAUGAAAAAGGUUGCAAAACUUGAUCUCGAGCUGACUGUGGAGGAGAGGAAUCUCCUAUCUGUGGGAUACAAAAAUGUCAUUGGUGCUCGCCGAGCUUCAUGGCGCAUUAUGUCAUCCAUCGAGCAAAAGGAGGAGUCGAAGGGGAAUGAGCACAACGUUAAACUUAUUAAGAGUUACCGCCAGAAGGUUGAGGAGGAGCUCUGCAAGAUUUGCAGCGACAUUCUUGCUAUCAUAGACAAGCACCUGAUUCCCUCUUCCACUUCAGGAGAAGCCACGGUUUUUUACUACAAAAUGAAAGGUGACUAUUAUCGCUAUCUUGCCGAGUUCAAGACUGACCAGGAAAGAAAAGAGGCAGCUGAAGAGUCAUUGAAGGGAUAUGAGGCUGCCUCAGCCACUGCAAACACCGAUCUUCCAUCAACCCAUCCAAUUCGUCUUGGCCUUGCUCUCAAUUUCUCUGUCUUCUACUAUGAGAUAAUGAAUUCUCCUGAGAGGGCCUGCCAUUUGGCCAAGCAAGCUUUUGAUGAGGCAAUUGCAGAGCUGGACACCUUGAGUGAGGAAUCAUACAAGGACAGUACCCUAAUCAUGCAGUUGUUGAGAGACAACCUCACUCUUUGGACCUCUGAUUUGCCUGAAGAUGGAGGUGAAGACAACCUCAAAGGCGAAGAGUCCAAACCUACUGAAGCCGAGCAUUGACGGGGGUGGAAGGCACCUGAGAGAGAUAAUAGUAGCUGGAUAAUAUAUCAAUCAUUCUACUUCGUAAGGGUGGCGGCUUCUUUGGUUUUCUCGCAAGAGGACUGGACUUUGCAAUUCGGACAUAUUAUAAAUUUUGUUGAUCUUUUUGGCCACAAUCAAAGCCAUAAAGAUCAAUCAGUUCUGCGACUUUUUUUUUAUUUUUCCUCUUAUUUUGGCUUUCCAUCGAGGCGUGUUAUUUAAGCAAUGGAUAUUUAUUUUAUUUUUUUUUCUGUGCUUUUCUUUC